Pteropus alecto (black flying fox) is the source of this 1217-nucleotide messenger RNA. It is a transcript of the gene APOA1, whose product is annotated as apolipoprotein A1. Gene Ontology annotation, biological process: lipoprotein metabolic process; lipid transport. Lineage: Eukaryota; Metazoa; Chordata; Mammalia; Chiroptera; Pteropodidae. The coding region runs from base 354 to 1151 and encodes 265 amino acids. Gene Ontology annotation, molecular function: lipid binding; high-density lipoprotein particle receptor binding. The transcript has 4 exons. Gene Ontology annotation, cellular component: extracellular region. The record is from RefSeq and is a predicted model, not a curated record.
GGACAAUGGCUUGGAACACACUUCCCACCAGGGAGAAAGGGAUGGGUUCAGCUGACCCCCCACCCUGGGGACCUGCAAGUCUGCACCCACCCUGUCUCACCCAUUCUUGAACUCUUGAUCCCUGGCCCUGCAGCCCCCGCAGCUUCCUGUUUGCCCACUCUAUUUGCCCGGCCCCAGGGACAGAGCUGAUCCUUGAACUCUAGGUUCCACAUCUCAGCCGGGACCAGUGAGCAGUGGCAAAGCCUGGGCUGGACUUAUCACCUUCCCAGCCCAGCCCCUGCUGGAGACAUAAAUAGGCCCAGGGAGAGCUACUGCUCAGCCACCGCUGAAAGUGCUCACUCCAGGUCACCAAGAUGAAAGCUGUGGUACUGACCUUGGCCGUGCUCUUCCUCACGGGGAGCCAGGCAGGGCAUUUCUGGCAGCGAGAUGAACCUCAGACACAGUGGGAUCGAGUGAAGGAUUUAGCCACCGUGUAUGUGGACUCACUGAAAGACAGCGGCAGAGACUAUGUGGCCCAGUUUGAAGCCUCCGCCUUGGGAAAACAGCUAAACAUGAAACUCCUGGAAAACUGGGACACCUUGAGCACCACGGUCACCAAGCUUCGUGAACAGCUGGGCCCGGUUAGCCAGGAGUUCUGGGAUAACCUGGAAAAGGAGACAGAGGUGCUGAGGCAGGGGAUGGACAAGGAUCUGGAGGCGAUGAAGGAGAAGGUGAAGCCCUACCUAGACGAGUUUCGACAGAAGUGGCAGGAGGAGGUGGAUCUCUACCGCCAGAAGGUGGAGCCGCUGGGCAAGGAGCUCCACGAGGGCGCGAGCCAGAAGCUCCAGGAGCUGCAGGAGAAGCUGAGCCCGCUGGGCGAGGAGUUCCGCGACCGCGCGCGCACUCACGUGGACGCGCUUCGCCAGCAGCUGAACCCCUACAGCGAAGAGCUGCGCCAGCGCCUGGCUAGCCGGCUGCAGAUGCUCAAGGACAGCGGCAGCGUCCUAUCUGAGUACCACAGCAAAGCCAGCGAGCAGCUGCGAGCGCUCGGAGAGAAGGCUAAGCCAGCCCUGGAGGACCUCCGCCAGGGCCUGCUGCCUGUGUGGGAGAGCUUCAAGGUCAGCGUCCUGACCGCCAUCGAUGAGGCCACCAAGAAGCUGACCACCCAGUGAGCCACCCGUCGCCCGCUGGGACUCCCCUUUGCAUCAUUCGGUUUCUUGGAAUAAACGUUUCCAAAG